Castor canadensis (American beaver) is the source of this 930-nucleotide messenger RNA. Lineage: Eukaryota; Metazoa; Chordata; Mammalia; Rodentia; Castoridae. The record is from RefSeq and is a predicted model, not a curated record.
CUGAUUGCAUGCCAGGGCCCGUCCCUCUCCCCACACAGAGCAGCCGUAACCCAGAGGUUCAGAGAACCAGCUUAGGGCUGCUGGAGAAGCAGCCUCAGCACAGUGACAGUGAUAAACAAAGCCAAGAUCGCCAAGGAGAUUCUAUUUCCUCAGGGACAGCCAGAGCAAGAGUGGAGAGAGGACAGCCCUCAGCCUGCUAGCUCUUCAGUCCUGAAAAUACUGCCACCAGCCACUGCUGAGCCAUGGCUGAAGGAGAAAUCACGACCUUCACAGCUCUGACUGAGAAGUUUAACCUGCCUCCGGGGAACUAUAAGAAGCCCAAACUGCUCUACUGCAGCAAUGGAGGCCACUUCCUAAGGAUCCUUCCAGAUGGCACAGUGGAUGGGACAAGGGAUAGGAGUGACCAGCACAGUAAGCAGCCGUCUGAAUUAUACCUUUUCCCUUUCUGUGUCUUCUUUAGUCAAGGACAGGAGAAGGGUAGGUAUUAUGGAGCUGGUACCCACUCCUCCAAGGAGUGAUGCAUUCAGAAGUGAGGGCAAUACAUGUGCCAAGGGCCUGGGUUUGGAAAGCAGGUAGCUGUUUGCUGCCACUUAGCUAAAGGUGUCCUAUUGCAGGGUUUUGAAAGGAUUCUCUGCUGACCUAACACAACUGGUUGCCAGUGCUCAAUUGCUGCACUUUUUUUCUGAGUUUCUGUAACUAAUGAGUGAUCUAUUCUUCUUGCUCCAUCAUGGGAAGAGCCGGGCGGGCAGGGAUGUAAAUCCUGCACAAAGAUGGAGGGCUCAGUUUCAAGUUAACAAACUCUCCAGGUUACAUUUCCGCUGGACAAGAUUUGCAAAAUCCUAGUCCAUAACUAUAGUCUCACACAUCAUAAAUUAUGCAGCUUUCUCACUGCAUGUCAUGCAGCUGUGGCUGUGAUAAGCAGGAAGGGUA